AGUGCUACCGCCUCUCACUCCGAAGACAAAUAUAAUACUCUUAUUUUUCAAAACAAGAGAGAAGGACAACGGCGAAAUACGAAAACGAUCUCAGUCUCUUCUAAGUUCCGACCGCCCAAGAUGGCAUCAACCGUGAAGGACGACGUCGAUCGAUUGUUUGAAUGCUUCAAGUGCGGCGUUUCUCCUCCUCAAUCUGCUGUGAGACGAGAAAAGAAAAGAAAAAGUAAGAUGAAGCCCGAGUGUUCAGUAAACUCUGAGACUCCAGUUUCUGGACCGGUUGAAGAAAGGGAGGAAAAUGCAUCAAGCGUUCAAGAUACUGUGGAGAAAAUUGGUUUGACAAGUAAAGAUAAAGGUUCUCGUUCUAAGUUCUCUCCAAUCAUAUUUUAUGGUUCGCCCAGAGGCGUCCCUCCAAAGAGGCCAUCUAGUUUGUGGAGAUUAUUGCGUGAAAUCCGCGUCGAUCUUUCUGAGCAAAGUAGAUUCAAGUUAAGCAAGCAAGUGUGGGCUACAUUUCCCAGACAAGAAGAAGCAAUUAAGUUUGCGAGAGAGCACAUUGAUGUUCAUAUUUUUAGUUAUCAAGAUCACUUUAAUGGACAAAGGAGAUUUCUAGUUUCAUCUUACAGUGAGUUCUGGCAUAGGUAUAAAAGUAUGGAUGCGAAAUGUCGACACCAUUAUGAAGUGAUUCAAGAGGGUGCUCCAUGCCACCUUUAUUUUGAUUUGGAGUACAGUAAAAGAAUCAAUAUGGGAAAAAAUGGAGACGAAAUGGUUGAUUCCUUGAUAUCAGUUGUUCUGCAAGCCUUAAAUGAGAAGUAUUCAAUUCAAGGAAGCUUUGACUGGGUACUAGAGCUUGAUUCCUCAAACGAAGAGAAGUUCUCUCGCCACCUGAUAAUCCGCAUACCAAAAGUUGCUUUUAAGGAUAAUUCACAUGCUGGAGCAUUUGUUGGUGAGAUAUGUUCACGGAUUUGUUGUGCAAAAGUGGAAGGGAAAUACGAGGAACUGUUUAUAAAAAAAGAUUCAAGCUCCACUGAAUCUCCCAGCCAUCUGUUUGUGGACAAUGCAGUUUAUUCAAGAAAUCGUUGCUUUCGUUUAGCUUUGUCAUCAAAGGCAGGGAAGACUUCUGUCCUCCUACCUUCGGGGAGACAUGCUUAUACAAAAAUGUGUGAGGAAGACAUGUUCAUGGCAUCCUUGAUCUGCAACGUUGAUGCUGAAUGUGAGAAGCUUCUGGUUUGCAAAAUGGAUUUAGACUGCAUAAAGACAUUGCAAUUUGAGACGGAGGAGAAAUGUAAUUUUGGACGCAAUGUCAGUUUCACCCAAGAAGCAGUGUUGACUGGUUCCAUGAGAGAUAUUUCAGCAACUUCUUGCAUGGGAAAAUCUCCAUUUCCAGAUGUGGAUAAGUUUGUUCAAUCAGUUGCCUCCACUGGAAGUGUAGCAGGAAAAAUACGCUGCUGGUACUGGUUCUCAGAAUAUGGACUAAUAGUCUACAGUAUGUCCCGAAAUAGAUACUGUGAACGAAUUGGUCGAGAACACAAAAGCAAUCAUGUGAUGUAUGUUGUCGACCUUAGGAGCGCUGCCUAUUAUCAGAAGUGUCACGAUCCAGAUUGUAGAGGUUAUCGAUCUCCUCUGCGUCCCAUCCCAAUUGAUGCCAUUCCUAGUCCAUGGGUUUCCACGGAUUCAGGACAGAUAUCAAAUGACAUGGUGUCAACCGAUGAUUGCAUUGACUAUCAAUUUCCAAGCAACGAUGAAAAUUGUCUUUUGCUUUUCAGUGAUAAGAACAUUACAGAUAGCAGCGUCAAGGAUUCCUGGUGGCUUGAAGUGAUGAGAGUGGCAGACGAUGUUGAAAACAAACGGAACAUGGUCCUUGGAAAACUAGACUUCGAAGACGAUGACUGGUGGAUGGCUGUGGAAAACUCAGUAAAAGAUUUGUCCACUUGAAAAGUCAGGACAGGAUGACAAAUGCAAUCUCUUAGAAACCAACAACCAUAAAGAAAUUAUUAUCCUUUGGAAGCACUGGUAUUGAACUUUCCCAGACACACGAGGUAGAUCAAGUGAAGAGGCAACCAAUUGCUCAUCCAAUACUGAACCUUGUCGGAUACUUGGCAACACUUUUAGGCGUGGUUCCUUAGAAUGUUGGCUCUGUGCAAAUUCUACUAGGAAAAUUGCAUUCUGUUCAUCCAAUAACAAACCUUGUUGGAUAUGUAGCAAUUACAGGCGUGGUUCCUUAGAAUGUAAAGGCCUAUACGUAACUAGCUGUGGAGUUUAGGAUGUGAUUUUACUCAUGAAACGUAUGGUAUGAUGAGAGGCAAAUGUAGUGUUGAAGUUUUUAUGCUCUAGAUGCAAAGCUUACCAGGACUGCAAGAGUUCUCCAGGCUUUUUUUUUUCCUUUCAUUGUAUAAAAUUAACCUUUUGAGCCGUUUCUACUUCUUUAGUAGUAAAAGAUCCAGGGUUUAUUUAUUUAGCA
Molecule: messenger RNA, 2455 nt
Organism: Cucumis melo (muskmelon)
Lineage: Eukaryota; Viridiplantae; Streptophyta; Magnoliopsida; Cucurbitales; Cucurbitaceae
Exons: 14
Coding region: 121-1929 (602 amino acids)
Biological process (GO): response to UV; error-prone translesion synthesis; replication fork processing
Cellular component (GO): mitochondrial matrix; nucleus
Molecular function (GO): DNA-directed DNA polymerase activity; chromatin binding
Source: RefSeq, a predicted model, not a curated record